AUGCAGCAUCUCACAGAACAAGACAAUGACUCUCAAGACGAAGAUGACUGCUGGACCCCCCUCCAAAUCGCCGCCCGCGAAGGCGACCUCUCCGCCAUCCACGCCGCCCUCGCCUCAGGAGCAGACGUCAACGCCCCGCCGCGGGGGUACUACGGCCGCACAGCCCUCCAAGCCGCCUGCGAAGCCUCUCACGGCGCCGUGGUCUCGGCGCUCCUCGCAGCCGGCGCCGAAGUCAACGACCGUCCCGGGAACAACGGCGCCAAGAACGCGCUGCAGAUCGCGGCGGGGAAGCCGGACUUGGCCAUCGUUAGAACACUCCUAGACCACGGCGCCGAUGUCAACGUGCCCGCGUCGCAAUACUUUGGAAUGACGGCGCUGCAGGGUGCCUGUGCCGCGGGGUUAGACGACACCGUCGCGCUGCUGCUAGAGCACGGUGCGGACGUGAAUGCGCCCCCAGCCCCGACGGCCGGUCGAACGGCGCUCCAGGCUGCGUGUGAGGGCGGAUUCCUCGCGAUGGCGGCGAUGCUGAUUCAGCGGCAGGGCGCAGAGGUGGACGCGCCGGCGUGUCGGAAUCGAGGGUUCACGGCGCUGCAGGCGGCGAGCUACCGUGGGCGAGCGGGGCUUGUCGAGAUGCUCCUUACGGCGGGGCCAGCCGGGGUCGCGGGGGUUGCCAGUGGUGCCAGUGGACGAGCUGCAGGUGCGGGGGCGGAUGUCAACGCCGAAGGGAGCAGGUUCAAGGGCGGAAGGGCGCUGCAUGCUGCUGCUGAGGGGGGCCACGUGCGUGUGUGCGAGACGCUGCUGGGCGCCGGGGCCGAGAUCGAGGCUGGGACUGGAUGGGGGGGUAUGGUACGAGGGCGGACGCAGACUGCGUUGCAGUGCGCUGCUGCAAGGGGGCAUGAUGAGGUUGUGAGGUUGUUACGGAGCAGGGGGGCGACGGGAAUGGAAGGUGGAGGUGUGACUCUGUUUGGUUGA
Molecule: messenger RNA, 972 nt
Organism: Colletotrichum phormii
Lineage: Eukaryota; Fungi; Ascomycota; Sordariomycetes; Glomerellales; Glomerellaceae
Product: ankyrin repeat-containing domain protein
Exons: 1
Coding region: 1-972 (323 amino acids)
Biological process (GO): protein localization to ciliary inversin compartment
Cellular component (GO): ciliary inversin compartment
Molecular function (GO): protein binding
Source: RefSeq, a predicted model, not a curated record